AUGGCGUCCACAGCUCCUCAGUCAUCAACAUCUCGGAGGUCAAAGGAGUCGGAGCGGAUAGGCAGUUUUCAGCGUCAUGAAGAGAUUGGUCGGGGUAGCUUUGCCACGGUCUACAAGGCAAUCCAUACGACUAACUCGGGGGUUCAAAGCAUCGUGGCCAUCAAAUCUGUCAACAUGUCCAAGUUGAACAAGAAGUUGAAGGACAACCUGACCUCCGAGAUCUCGAUCCUCAAAGGCCUUCACCAUCCCCAUAUCGUAGCCCUCAUCGACUGCAAGGAAUCGAGUGCCCACAUACAUUUGGUCAUGGAAUACGUUGCUCUGGGUGACCUUUCCCACUUUAUCAAGAGACGAAAUGAGAUCAAGGACAGCGAGUUGGUGGGCAACAUGAUGGUCAAAUACCCGAAUCCUCGAUAUGGCGGCCUUCAUGAGGUGGUGGUCCGGCACUUCCUGAAACAACUCGCCAGUGCUCUGCAGUUCUUGCGAGCCAAAAAUCUCAUCCAUCGAGAUGUCAAACCCCAGAAUCUCCUGCUGAACCCGUCCCCUGACUACUUUGAGAAACACAAGCCACAUCCUAUGCCCUAUAAAGUCGGUGACGAUUCGCUAAACCCAGUCACCGGCAUCAGGUCGUUGCCGAUGCUCAAGAUUGCAGAUUUCGGGUUUGCUCGGUCCCUGCCCUCGACAGCCCUUGCCGAGACUUUGUGUGGUUCACCGCUCUACAUGGCUCCAGAGAUCCUACGGUACGAGAAAUACGGGGCAAAGGCCGAUCUCUGGUCUGUGGGAACCGUGCUUUACGAGAUGAUGACGGCCCGGCCUCCUUUCCGUGCUUCUAAUCAUGUCGAGCUACUUCGAAAAAUCGAGAAGAGCGAGGACAAGAUCAAGUUUGGGGACGAGUACAUAAUAACCGAAGAAAUGAAGAAGCUCAUUCGGUCACUCCUGAAGAGAGAUCCUGAGGAGAGACUGUCAUUCCCCGAUUUCUUCAGCAACGAGAUCGUGGCAGGUCCUAUUCCUGGAUUGCAUCCAGAGGAUAUGCUCCAAGACCCCGUCCAAUCCCAAAACGACCGUCGAAGAAAUAGUCGAACUGAUCCUGCCGGGCUAACACGUCCAAGCUCCCGAAGGGAGCCGGAAAGUCCUUAUAUUGAUUCCUCCAAGUCUGCGUCCGAAGAAAAUGUACAACGGAGAUACAGUCGGCCAUUAUCCGGUACAAAGGACCAAAUUAUCACGCAAAGAAUCACUAAUGAAGAGCUCCAAGCUACUCUAGCCUCGCCCACCAGUCCAGUUGAUGGCCGUCCAGCUCUUCAUCCGCAUGCCACGGCACCAGCAAGGCAAGAGCUGGUACUACGUCCUUCGUCGGCUCCAAUGGCGCGUCAGACCAGCGCAGGCUCGCAUAAAUUGCCGCCUUCGUCGUUGCGUGGCCAAGUCUAUGAUGAAGCUCAGGAAGCUACCCUGCGCAAGGAACAGGAGGAAAAAGAGCGGGAGCGGGUUGCGCAGGAUAUCGCCUUCGAGCGAGACUACGUCCUAGUGGAGAAGAAGGCGGUGGAGGUCAACGCAUUGGCUGACGAGCUCGAAGCCAGUCCCCGACUGAACAGGAAUUCUCUUCAGACUGCCAUGUCCCCCAAAUCAGGAGCCAUGGUCCGCAGAGCCACAACGCAGGGGGCACCUGGCUCGGCAACCGGCGCUCAGACGAGUGCUUCUCGAGCUGUCCAGAUCGCCUCAGGACGCAGACCUGACUCGCUUCAUCAACGGCAGAACUCCUACGAACGACGGUAUGGCCCCAGCCCCGGCUCGGCCACUUCGGCGAUUUCAAAGGCCCUCAACAUGGCUAGCGGCCGACUGUUCGGGGUUGGAUUCUCUCCUCCAGUGAACCUGAUUCGUGGCGGCAAAUCUCCUCCAAUCACCUAUAGCCCAUUUCCUACAUAUCCUGGAGCGCAAAGCAGCCUGGUAAUGAUUGGCGAUUCUAAGGGAACAGCAGCUGCUGACGAAGACACAAAAUUCGUUCAGAAUGUGGAGGAAAUUGCUACCAGGAGCGACGUUGUCUAUGGAUUUGCAGAGGUCAAGUAUAAACAAUUGAUCCCUGCCGGCCCAUCACACCCGGGGCUCGGUUUGCGCAACGCAUCCGGCGAUAAUGUCAGCGGUGGUCCGUUCGGGGCCUCUAAUGAAGACCUCACAAUCGAGGCAGUCGUGGUCGUGGCGGAAGAGGCUUUGGUGCUCUACGUCAAAGCCCUGGCCCUGCUUGCCAAAGGCAUGGACAUUGCGGCACGUUGGUGGGCACGCAAGAACCGGGCUGAGGCUACCAGCGAUAACGUCACUUAUCGGUCUAGCACAAACUCGGCUGCUGCAGGGCAAAGGAUGAACAACGUUGUACAAUGGAUUCGGAAUCGUUUCAACGAGGUUCUUGAAAAGGCAGAUCUGGUUCGACUAAAACUCAUCGACAGUCAGCGACGUCUGCCUGAAGAUCACCCCAGUCAUCCGAACAACAUUUCGUCCACAACCGCAUCUAGCGCCGGUUUAGGGACCUCGGCAGACCAAGUGGUCGUAAGCUCCGGUAUUACCGCGGAGAAGCUCAUGUACGACCGGGCCUUGGAAAUGAGUCGAGCGGCCGCCAUCAAUGAAUUGACCAACGAAGACCUGGCUGGAUGCGAGAUCUCAUAUGUGACGGCAAUUCGGAUGUUAGAAGCUGUUCUGGAGAACGAUGACGACAACCUAUCGAGGAACGGCAGUGGGACUAGCGACCAAGAUGAAAAGGAGGACCUGGCUCCGAUCAAUGGAUUGGAAGCUGAAGAUAGAAGGACGGUGAAGAACUUGGUGGCGAGCAUUCGUCAACGUCUGACCGUCAUACGGAGAAAGCUUCAAGUCAUCCAGAAGCGUGCAUCCGCGCCGGCCGUUGCGUCUCCAACGCGAGCAUCUCCUCCCAUCCCUCACCGCGGGAGUCACCCUAAUACAGGGCCCGCAGCUACACCUCCACGAUCAUGA
Molecule: messenger RNA, 2970 nt
Organism: Fonsecaea erecta
Lineage: Eukaryota; Fungi; Ascomycota; Eurotiomycetes; Chaetothyriales; Herpotrichiellaceae
Exons: 3
Coding region: 1-2970 (989 amino acids)
Biological process (GO): autophagy; autophagosome organization; peptidyl-serine phosphorylation
Cellular component (GO): autophagosome; cytoplasm
Molecular function (GO): ATP binding; protein serine/threonine kinase activity
Source: RefSeq, a predicted model, not a curated record